This is a messenger RNA of Capsicum annuum, 1123 nucleotides long. RefSeq names its product very-long-chain enoyl-CoA reductase. Lineage: Eukaryota; Viridiplantae; Streptophyta; Magnoliopsida; Solanales; Solanaceae. The coding region runs from base 212 to 1015 and encodes 267 amino acids. Gene Ontology annotation, biological process: lipid metabolic process. Gene Ontology annotation, molecular function: oxidoreductase activity, acting on the CH-CH group of donors. The transcript is spliced from 2 exons. The record is from RefSeq and is a predicted model, not a curated record.
GAUUCAUAACUUUAGAUACACAUCCUUUUCCUCAUCUUUCUCCAAAUUUGUUACUUCCACAUAAUUGUGGCUCUUAAAAUUCCACUUUUUCAACUAGUCAAAUACACCAAAAUCCAAGAAAGAGUAAACAUAGCACUAAAAAUAGGGUGUUUUAUUGUUUAUAUACACUUAACACAUAUUUCCUCUAAAUUACAUUUCAAGAAUUGGAAAAAUGGUGUUGUCUACAUUGUUUAAAUUUCUUUACCCCCCACCCCCAUCUUUGUUCAUCACUACAAUGUCUUUCAUAAGCUUUGCUUCAUUAGCAAAUGCUGGAUUUUCAGAAAUCAAAGGGAAGAAUAUGCAGUAUUCCAAGUUCUCUGGAACAACAAAAAUUGAAAAUGAUGAGAAGAAGGCAAGAAUUGAUAGUAAAAAAGGGAUGCUUUUAUUGUAUAGUCCAGCAUUUCUUGCUGUUAUUUCCUCUUUUGCAAUUUUCCCAUAUGACGAUUUAAGAUUUGCUUUGGUCUGUUCUGCUUUAACCAUACAUUUCUUCAAGAGAGUCUUAGAGGUCCUAUUUGUUCACAAAUAUAGUGGUUCAAUGGAUAUUGAAGCUACAAUUGUAAUAUCAUCUAGCUAUUUUCUCUCCACAGUUACCAUGAUUUAUUGUCAACACCUUACUCAAGGUUUGCCAGAGCCAUCUAUUGAUCUCAGAUAUGGUGGAUUCAUAAUAUUCUUGGUUGGUAUUAUUGGCAACUUUUAUCAUCAUAUUUUGCUCUCCAAUUUGAGGACAAAGGGUGAAAAAGAGUACAAAAUUCCUCAAGGUGGCCUAUUUGAUUUUGCAAUAUGCCCACAUUAUCUCUUUGAGAUUCUUAUAUUUGUAGGAAUUUCUUGCACUUCUCAAACAUUAUAUGCAAUUUCAUUCACUUUGGGCACUGCUCUUUACUUGAUGGGCAGGAGCAUUGCUACAAGAAGAUGGUACAAGUCAAAGUUCGAUGAUUUUCCAAAGGCUAUUAAGGCACUCAUUCCUUACAUAUUUUAGGCUACUUGCAAGGACUUUCACUUUUUGUUUAUGUGCCUAAAAUUUUUAUGUAGAUCCUUUAAAAUAUGGUGAAUCUAAUAAAUGGUGAAUCAUUUUGUAAGCGGUACA